UGGAAAUGGAAAAGGACGCCGGCGCAGCCGCGCAGUGCAGCAUCCACUCACAGCGGGAGAGGGGACCGGUCAUCACGGUUGAUCGUGGCAAAUAUCAAAAUCUCUCCCAUUCCACUGCCCCUACCACAGUUCCACUGGCCUUCGCUUCGCCACGGUUCUCGCCUCCUCGCAUUCUAAACAUCGCCAUGAUUCGGUGGUUCUGAAUGCAUCUCCUGUAACCACCGGGCCCGGAGCUUCUCCCAAGCCCGCGUCGCCGUCGAGGGCUGUUAACCUGGCAACACUCUCACCAACCAACAAACAAACGCGCGGGGUCGCUGUAAUGGCCGCCGCCGCCGCCGCUGUGAAUGGGAGCCUAGACCGCCUAGACGUGCAUGAGAGGAAGGCGCAGAAGAGCUACUGGGAGGAGCACUCUGGGGAGCUCAACCUCGAGGCCAUUAUGCUCGACUCCCGUGCCGCCGAACUCGACAAGGAGGAGCGCCCCGAGGUUCUGUCUUUACUUCCUUCAUAUGAAGGGAAAUCUAUACUGGAGCUGGGAGCUGGAAUAGGUCGCUUUACUGGUGAACUGGCUAAAACAUCUGGGCAUGUUUUUGCAGUGGAUUUCGUUGAAAGUGUGAUUAAAAAGAAUGGAAGUAUAAAUGAUCACUAUGGCAACACGUCCUUUAUGUGUGCUGAUGUUACAUCCACGGACCUGAUGAUUGAAGCAAACUCCAUUGAUCUGAUAUUUUCAAACUGGUUGCUGAUGUAUCUUUCAGAUGAGGAGAUUGACAAGUUGGUAGAAAGAAUGGUAAAAUGGUUGAAGGUCGGUGGUUAUAUCUUCUUUAGGGAAUCUUGCUUCCAUCAAACUGGAGAUACAGAAAGGAAAUUUAACCCAACACACUAUCGAGAACCAAGGUUUUAUACCAAGGUAUUUAAAGAAUGCCAAACCUUUAAUCAGGAUGGCACUUCCUUCAAACUUUCUUUGAUUACAUUCAAAUGCAUUGGAGCUUAUGUAAACAUCAAGAAAGAUCAAAACCAGAUAUGUUGGCUAUGGAAAAAAGUAAACUCAUCAGAAGAUGGGGGAUUUCAAAGUUUUUUGGACAAUGUGCAGUACAAAGCCACUGGAAUACUACGCUAUGAACGUAUCUUUGGAGAUGGCUACGUGAGUACUGGUGGAGCUGAGACUACAAAAGAAUUUGUGGAGAAACUGAAUCUUAAGCCUGGGCAGAAGGUGCUUGAUGUUGGAUGUGGAAUUGGGGGAGGUGACUUUUAUAUGGCUGAGAAGUAUGGUACACAUGUUGUUGGUAUUGACCUUUCCAUUAACAUGAUUAUGUUUGCCCUUGAGCGUUCCAUUGGAUGUAAGUGCUUAGUUGAGUUUGAAGUUGCUGAUUGCACCACAAAGACAUACCCAGACCACAUGUUUGAUGUCAUCUACAGUCGUGACACUAUCCUUCAUAUACAAGAUAAACCCUCCUUGUUUAAAAGUUUCUUCAAAUGGCUGAAACCCGGGGGAAAGGUUCUAAUCAGUGAUUACUGCAAGAGUCCUGGAAAACCAUCAGAAGAGUUUGCAACAUACAUUAAGCAGAGGGGUUAUGAUCUCCAUGAUGUGGAGGCUUAUGGACAGUUCCUCAGUGUUUUACAGAAGGAGCUAGACAAAUUUGAGAAGAACAAAGAUGAUUUCCUGUCUGAGUUUGCCCAGGAGGAUUAUGACGAUAUCGUGAAUGGAUGGAAGGCAAAACUGCAGAGGAGCUCUGCUGGUGAGCAGAGGUGGGGGCUGUUCGUCGCCACCAAGUGAUGCGCGUGCGUGUGGCUUUAUUACAAAUAACAUUUGGAGCUCUGCUGGUGAGCAGAGGUGGGGGCUGUUCGUCGCCACCAAGUGAUGCGCGUGCGUGUGGCUUUAUUACAAAUAAAUUUGAAGCUCUGCUGGUGAGCAGAGGUGGGCUGUUCGUCGCCACCAAGUGAUGCGCGUGCGUGUGGCUUUAUUACAAAUAAAUUUGCUUCUGCAAUUCACCGAUGGGAUUCGCUUCAUAACGUGAUUUUACAUAACUGAACUCAGAGAGCCUAUCCUAUUGCUUUGUGUUUUGGGACAAUGAGACUGAUAUAACUUUUACGGUCCUGUUAAAUAUAGAGUGUGCUGUACUGAUGCUCCUCAUGGCUGUGGCUACAUGGUUGACACGUGACAUGAGAUUUGUUAUUUUCA
Zea mays is the source of this 2176-nucleotide messenger RNA. RefSeq names its product phosphoethanolamine N-methyltransferase 1-like. The transcript is spliced from 11 exons. Gene Ontology annotation, biological process: phosphatidylcholine biosynthetic process. Lineage: Eukaryota; Viridiplantae; Streptophyta; Magnoliopsida; Poales; Poaceae. Bases 320 to 1771 code for a protein of 483 amino acids. Gene Ontology annotation, molecular function: phosphoethanolamine N-methyltransferase activity. The record is from RefSeq and is a predicted model, not a curated record.